This is a messenger RNA of Alternaria postmessia, 633 nucleotides long. RefSeq lists its product as uncharacterized. The record is from RefSeq and is a predicted model, not a curated record. Lineage: Eukaryota; Fungi; Ascomycota; Dothideomycetes; Pleosporales; Pleosporaceae. The transcript is spliced from 2 exons. The coding region runs from base 1 to 633 and encodes 210 amino acids.
AUGGAGCCUGAAUGUGAAGCAGACGAAGGACCAGUCUUCUUCUCCUUCGAGAGCAAUCAGAGCAAUGGCUUUCUCAGUCCAGCGUUCCUUGGUUCCUUCCAACACGAGAACACUGAAUACAAUUGCAGUGAGCAGUUCUUCCAAGCAAAAAAAGCAUUAUGGUUCGAGGACGACAGUGGGCUAUAUGAGGCCAUAGUGAGCGCGACAGAUCCUCAAGAACAAAGGGCUAUAGGCAAGCACAUCGAAGCCAAUAACCCCUUCUGGUCACGUAGCUGGGCGACGACAUUGGCGUAUCGAGUUAUCAUGCUUGCAGCGUGUCUGAAGUUUACGGUUUCAGAACAUGCACAGAUGCUUGCACAGAAGCUCAUCGCUACGGGACAUCGAGAGCUUGUUAUGGCAGAUCCAGAUGACGCGUUCUUGGGUAUUGGGUUGGACAGGGUUGCAGCGACCGCACAUAUUGAGCCUUGGCCUGGAAGGAAUCUGCUGGGGGAAGUGUUGAUGGAUUUGAGGUUGAGCUUGAGGGUGGAGGCAAGUUUGCGGGAAGAGAGGAAGGUGUUUUCGAUGGCGAGGUUUCGGGUAACUUGCCCUGCGGCGUCGUCUUCUCAGACUGAAGUAGCAGAAGAGACAGAGUAG